Cynara cardunculus var. scolymus (artichoke) is the source of this 965-nucleotide messenger RNA. RefSeq names its product ADP-ribosylation factor 2. Gene Ontology annotation, molecular function: GTPase activity; GTP binding. Bases 128 to 673 code for a protein of 181 amino acids. Gene Ontology annotation, biological process: intracellular protein transport; vesicle-mediated transport. The record is from RefSeq and is a predicted model, not a curated record. Gene Ontology annotation, cellular component: cytoplasm. Lineage: Eukaryota; Viridiplantae; Streptophyta; Magnoliopsida; Asterales; Asteraceae. The transcript is spliced from 7 exons.
ACCCUCGUUGACGCUUCACGCCCCCUUAUUUUAGGAACCUCUAUCUCUCCUCUCCCUCCCACACUUUUAGAUCGAUCGAUCCUUCUCCAAAAAGCUUCUCUCUCAGGGAUCCUCAUCAGAGAAAAGGAUGGGGCUUACAUUCACCAAACUCUUCAGCCGGCUCUUUGCCAAGAAAGAGAUGCGCAUAUUGAUGGUGGGUCUCGAUGCAGCUGGUAAGACAACCAUUUUGUACAAGCUCAAGCUCGGCGAGAUCGUGACAACCAUUCCUACCAUUGGUUUUAAUGUGGAGACUGUUGAGUACAAAAACAUAAGCUUCACAGUGUGGGAUGUGGGAGGUCAGGACAAGAUUCGUCCACUAUGGAGGCACUACUUCCAGAACACCCAGGGUCUUAUCUUUGUGGUUGAUAGCAAUGACAGGGACAGAGUCGUUGAGGCAAGAGAUGAAUUGCAUAGGAUGUUGAAUGAGGAUGAGCUAAGAGACGCUGUUCUCCUUGUAUUUGCCAACAAACAAGAUCUCCCUAAUGCAAUGAAUGCUGCUGAAAUCACUGAUAAGCUCGGCCUCCACUCCCUCCGACAGCGCCACUGGUACAUCCAGAGCACCUGUGCCACCUCUGGGGAAGGACUUUAUGAGGGGUUGGACUGGCUCUCCAACAACAUUGCAAACAAGGCGUAAGGUGAUGAUUGGAUUGUACUUUGAGGGUGGGGGUACUGGAGGCAAGUUUUGCUUUAUAUUUGGUCAAGCCACUUUCCUGUUCUCGUUCUUCUAUGGCUGAGGUUCGAGUGGUUAUGGAACUUUGUUCGUUAAGAAGGCUUUUUGCAUUUGAUAUAGGUCAUGUAUGAUACAAUAUUUGGUUGGGUUUGCAAGUAUUUUUAAAGGUAUAUGUCUUCUUGUUUGUAGGUUUUGAUUCAUAUAACCUAAUGUUUCAAGUGAGAUUAAUGUUGUUUGUUUAUAUGCUUUUUAAGAA